This is a messenger RNA of Arabis nemorensis, 1062 nucleotides long. Lineage: Eukaryota; Viridiplantae; Streptophyta; Magnoliopsida; Brassicales; Brassicaceae. The record is from the annotation of a GenBank genome assembly.
AUGAGUAGAAAAAGAACAGAAAACGACGGUGAUUCAGGACCAGUCACUCUUCAUAUUCCUAUUGAUCGAUUCGGGUUUCUUAAGCAAGAACAUGGCAAUUCGCCAGAGCGUUUUAGUAAGGCUAGAUCGACAUCAUCCACUGAUCAUGACAGAGAGGAGAGAAAGUUGAGAAAAUGGAGGAAGAUGAUUGGGGUUGGAGGUAGUGAUUGGAAGCAUUAUGUUAGAAGAAAACCUAAUGUUGUCAAAAGGCGUAUACGAAAAGGGAUCCCGGAUUGUUUAAGAGGUCUUGUUUGGCAGUUAAUCUCAGGAAGUCGGGACCUUUUGCUUAUGAAUCCUGGUGUUUAUGAGCAAUUGGUGAUUUAUGAAACAUCGGCAUCAGAACUUGAUAUCAUUCGAGACAUAUCCCGUACAUUCCCAUCACAUGUUUUCUUUCAGAAGAGACAUGGACCUGGACAAAGAUCGUUGUACAAUGUCCUUAAGGCAUACUCAGUUUAUGAUAGAGAUGUUGGAUAUGUUCAGGGGAUGGGUUUUAUAGCCGGUUUGUUGCUUCUUUAUAUGAGCGAAGAAGAUGCGUUCUGGUUAUUAGUUGCAUUACUCAAAGGAGCUGUUCAUGCUCCAAUGGAAGGGUUGUAUCAUGCAGGGCUUCCACUUGUACAGCAAUACCUGUUUCAGUUAGAAAGCUUGGUAAGAGAGCUAAUACCAAAGCUCGGAGAACAUUUCAGUCAAGAAAUGAUCAAUCCGAGUAUGUAUGCAAGUCAAUGGUUCAUCACCGUCUUCUCUUAUUCAUUUCCUUUCCCUUUGGCUCUACGGAUAUGGGAUGUGUUUCUCUCGGAGGGUGUUAAAAUUGUGUUCAAAGUCGGCUUAGCAUUGUUGAAUUAUUGCCAAGAUGAGCUGGUUAAGCUACCGUUUGAAAAACUCAUACAUGCUCUGAAAACUUUCCCUGAAGAUGCAAUGAAUCCGGAUAUCUUGCUUCCAUUGGCUUACUCCAUUAAGGUAUCAAAGCGUUUGGAAGAACUGAAACUGGAUUAUGAGAAGACUAUAACCAAACCGGUUCAACCGUAG